Messenger RNA from Eriocheir sinensis (Chinese mitten crab), 2001 nucleotides. RefSeq names its product demethylmenaquinone methyltransferase-like. The record is from RefSeq and is a predicted model, not a curated record. NCBI's taxonomy places the organism in Eukaryota, Metazoa, Arthropoda, Malacostraca, Decapoda, Varunidae. The transcript has 5 exons. The coding region runs from base 8 to 808 and encodes 266 amino acids.
AUAAAGGAUGUAUAAAGGAAUUGUACUGUACUGUAGUCAUGCCCUGCCUGUGAUUCUCCUGUCUCUUCCCUCCUGCAGGAUAAUGUCUGAGGGCGGCAGUCGGGGCGACGUGGCAAUGAGGGCGGACGCGAACGUCCACAGGCCGGGGGUCACGCCGGAGGAGAUGGCGGCCGGCUACGACGAGUGGUCCGAGAACUACGAGGAGAUGAUGAUCUGGAAAGGCGGGUACCGUGGCCCCGCCAUCACGCUGGAGGUGGCCUUGCGUUGCGUACCCCUGGAGCGGCGAGCCAAGGCCAGGGUGCUGGAGGUGGCCGCCGGGACGGGCUGCGUGGGCAGCGAACUCCACCGGGAAGACUUCAGCCACUCCCACUGGCACAUAGACGCUGUGGACCCGUCGGAGGGCAUGAUGAAGCAGCGGGAGACUGGCAUCUAUACCAACGACUUCCUGGAGUUUAUCGGCAGCGGACACUCCACCGUACCCAAAGACACAUACGACCUGGUGGUCAUCUCGGGCGGUAUGGGCGAAAGUCACAUCCCACUCAGUGGCCUCGACGACCUGGUGCGCGUCGCAAAGAACGGAAGCUUCGUGAUCAUCGUGAUGCGCCAUGAGUUCCUACAGACCGUGCCUUCCUACAAGGACAAGCUGGAGCCUUACAUGGACCAGCUGGAGGCGGACGGGAAGUGGAAGAAAGUAGUGAGCACCGUUGCCAGAUUAUCGUACUCAGAGCAUAGUAUUUACCGUUUUUUGACACCUAACUAUUGCCAAGAAACAUCAGGAAUUAACUAUUUUAACGAUAGAUAUAAAUAAAUCUAGUUAUUGAGCCCCAGGAGACAGUUUUGGGGUUGGAAGUUGGUAAAUAUAAGAGGCUGAGUACAACUAUCUGGCAGCGUUGGUACAAGAAAGUAUUUACUCUAAUCAAGGUUUCUGUCUGGCGGGGCUGUUCACUGUAUGGGCGCCUGUCACGACACUCUGGUGUAAGGAGAUGGUCAGGAGCUGGCCAGGGGGAGAAGGUCACGUAUUUGAAAUGAUGGUCAUAAUUCCUUCAGGUGGAGCGGCGCAUCGUCCCAAACUAUUUCUGUGACAAGGAGGGUCUCGUCUUCGUCUUCCGCAUCACUAAGCCUGAGUGAGGAGGAAGAGGAGGGAAGGGAAAGGAGAGAGAUGAAGAGGAGGAGUUAUAGUGGUGCUGUGCCAAGGCUGUCUCUGUGUAACAGCCUUGGCUUUCAUCGCGGCACCCGAGACUGAGGUGUGAAUUAUCGUGCUCUGGCAACCUGGCGUCAUGGCGUCUACGAUGUUAUAUGAUAGUAGGGCACAUUUGUCAGCAUUAAUCAUAUUAUUGAUAUUGUCGUAAAAAUCAGUUUUAGUUUAUAAGACUGAGGCUGCAGAAUCCUUAACCUCAGACCUUGCUAUCAUCUCCGAUUGGGAUAAAAGGAACCUUUGGGUUUUUGUGUCCUUCAAUGCCUCAAAAACCCAAUUUAUCCACCUUUCAACUCGACACAAUCUUCCAAACACCUAUCCCCUAUUCUUCAACUACACUCAGCUGUCACCUUAUAAUUCUUCAGAACUAAAUAUCCUCGGUCUAUCCUUAACUCAAAAUCUUAACUGGAAACUUCUCAUCUCUUCUCUCACUAAAUCAGCUUCCUCGAGGUUGGGCGUUCUGUAUCGUCUCCUCCAGUUCUUCUGCCCCGCACCGCUGCUAUCCAUAUACAAGGGCCUUGUCCGCCCUCGUAUGGAGUAUGCAUCGCACGUGUGUGGGGGGCUCCACUCACACAGCUCUUCUCUAUCUUUCGGCCACUCCCCUGUUGUAAAAAAAAAAUAAGGUCGCUGAUUAUGUAGCUGUAUGUGUGUGUGUGCAUGUGUAAUGGCAAGUUGCCAGAACACGAUAACGAAGACCUCAGACUCAUGUGCUGCGACUAUAGUAUACGUUUAGGAAUGCUUAGUCUGGGUCUUGGGGUCUUGAUGAUGUACAGACAUGUGUAUAUAUAUAAUAAACGGGUGCCUAC